CGAUAUCUUUCUCAAUGAAAACAAAAACGCUGUUUUUAAACUCAAAACUGUAACAUCUUAUUCGAUACAAUAGUCUAAAUAUUCGAAAUGGAAUUUUUAACAGAACCCACUACCAUCACGUUGUUUCUUGGAAUAAUCUUUUUCUUACUUCUUUAUUGGCACUACACUAAAGACUUUGAUUACUGGAAAAAAAGAGGAAUACCCUAUGUUAAACCAUUAGUACCUGUCUUUGGAUCAUCAUACCAGCUUUUAUGGAAACCUUCGCAUGAAAUAGAUUUGGAAAGAUAUCGGAAACUUGGUCCCAUCUAUGGGCAAUUUGAUGGCAACCGACCUGUGCUAGCAAUUGCGGAUCUUAAACUAAUUAGGGAAGUUCUGGUAAAAGAAUUUCCAUCUUUCAUGAAUAGAAGGGUAUCGUACUUUGUAUCUGGCAGUGGCAUCGUAGAGUUAAUGCUGUUUGCAUUGCAAGGAGACGAGUGGAAGAGAGUGAGAGGCAUACUUUCGCCAAAUUUCACAACUGGAAAAAUAAAAAGGAUGGUAAGCAUAAUUAGAGAAUGUGGCCAGACUAUGAUUGAAAAUUUUAAAGCAGCAGCAAAAACUAAAGAGCCAGUUGAAAUUAAACAGAUUUAUGGAGCUUUUUCUAUGGAUGUCAUUGCCAGUUCCGCUUUUUCAGUUAAACUAGAUUCAUAUAACAAUCCAAAGAAUGAAUUCGUUCAGAGCGCCAAGAAAGCAUUUUCAAAAGAGUUCAGCCUUAAACUUGCCUUAUUCCAACUGUUCCCAAGAAUAGCGAAAUUAAUUGGAGUGCAAGUCCUUUCUUAUCCCUCGGUGUGUUUCUACAGGAAAGUAAUUCUUCAAAUGAUGGAACAAAGAACAAACACAAAGGAGACUAGGAACGAUUUCUUGCAACUCUUGAUGGCUGCAGUGAAGGGCUCCACUGAAGAACAGAAGGAAGAUCUCGUAAACGAUAAGGAUGACAUCACAGCCAAUUAUGGACAAGACGAGAGCACACAUAAAAUCAUCAAAAAUUUUUCCAACAAAAGACUCACUUUGGAUUCAGCAGUGGCACAAAGCGUGUCAUUUUUCUUCGCUGGCUUCGAUACGAUAGCAUCAACCAUAUCCUUCGUGUCAUACAGUCUAGCAUUGAAUCCUGACAUCCAAAACAAUGUAUAUGAAGAAAUACGCAAAGUUCUGCAAAAGACAGAGGGAAAAUUAACAUAUGAAGCAAUUCAAGAAAUGAAAUACCUUGACAAUGUAUUAUCUGAAAGCUUGCGACUAUAUCCAGUUAUUCCCAGGUUGGAAAGGAUGACCGAAGCAGAUUGUAAGUUAGGAGACACCGGCAUAACCAUACCUAAGGGUAUGGUAGUUUUCAUUCCAACUUACGCUUUACAUCAUGAUCCAAAGUAUUUUCCAGAUCCAGAGAAAUUCGAUCCAGACAGAUUCUUACCGGAGGUGAGUGCCAAGCGAGAUCCCUAUGCUUACCUGCCUUUCGGAAGUGGUCCCCGACUCUGCAUUGGGAUGAGAUUCGCCCUGACGCAAAUCAAAACAUGCCUCGUCUGUCUUCUCGCCAAUUUCGUGAUCCUCAAAUGCGCUGAAACAAAGGUUCCUUUGGAAUUUUGCCUUGGUCCAGGCCUUAUGAUCCCCAAGAAUCUUGUAUUAAAGUAUGAAGAAAGGACGGAGAAAAUCCCAGUGCAGUAGCAGUCCAUUCCUCAAAAGCUGUCUGCGGAGAAACAAAUUCUGGAUCUUAAGUUAAACUGCUUUAGGAGAAAUAUCUUAAUUUGAGAUCCAAAGUAAUUUCUGAGGCAAAGUUGCGAAAACUGGUGCUUUUUAUGAUAUUCCUCUAAGAAAUGAAAUAAAACAUUUCCUUUUUUAAUUUAUUCAUUGUGUAUAUGCAGUCAUUUAGUAUCAAAUCAAAAGUAAAUAAAUAAAAUAAUAUUCUUAUGUAA
Molecule: messenger RNA, 1940 nt
Organism: Argiope bruennichi
Lineage: Eukaryota; Metazoa; Arthropoda; Arachnida; Araneae; Araneidae
Product: cytochrome P450 3A8-like
Exons: 14
Coding region: 88-1692 (534 amino acids)
Molecular function (GO): iron ion binding; steroid hydroxylase activity; heme binding
Source: RefSeq, a predicted model, not a curated record